AUGUGUGAAUAUUUGAACUUAAAUUUUAUGAACUUGAAUUUUACCGAAAUUUUUUACAUUUUUCAGGAGCUUUUAGACUUUGGAAAAGAACCUCCAGCUUUGUGUAAUGCAGGCCCAAUCGGGGAGGACCUCUGGAAUUGGCAAGCAACCAUUACUGGGCCUCCAAAUUCGCCUUAUCAAGGAGGAGUGUUUUACUUAAAAAUUAACUUUCCACACGAAUAUCCGUUUAAACCGCCAAAGAUUAGUUUUAAAACACAGAUUUACCAUCCAAAUAUUAAUAAUGAAUAG
This is a messenger RNA of Meloidogyne enterolobii, 288 nucleotides long. The record is from the annotation of a GenBank genome assembly. Lineage: Eukaryota; Metazoa; Nematoda; Chromadorea; Rhabditida; Meloidogynidae.